AUGUACCGCCGUGAACGUGAAGUAGUGCCUUUAGCCGGCGGUAUCACGUCGCAAGAAUUGGAGAUUCAAGUAGUGAGGAAUCCAAAAAUAAGUACUGCUGAUGAGAGGCAACAUUCUAAAAGAGAUGAUGAGCUUGCACAGAGGAAUAUUACAAGGACAAAAUUAUCAAUAAUGAAGGAAAUUCUUGAUCUACGAGGAGCGUAUCUUCAAACGUUGAACAAGAUAUUUCUAACGUCAUGGGUGAUUGCAGUCAUAACAGAUCCAUUUUUCUUGUACAUUCCAACUCUAAACGAGGAAAAGAAGUGCCUUAGAAUGGACAAGAAUUUGGAGAUUGUAGCUCUUGUUUUGAGAUCUAUCACGGAUCUCUCUUACAUACUGCAUAUUGUUUUCCAGCUUCUUGUUGGAUUCCUGCCCAGGAACUCUGGGGAAUGGGAAGAAAAUGGUUUCCUCAAGUAUGCUUUGGCAAGAGCUAGGAGAUUUAAAUGGUCAUACAUCUUAAUUGACGUUCUAGCUGUUCUUCCUGUCCCACAGGUGGUAAUUUUAGUUUACUUUUCUGAGAUAAGGCAAGGCUUAAGACCAUCGAGUGCAAGGAAGCUCUUGUGUUACAUCAUUCUUCUAUUCCAAUAUGCACCAAGGGUUCUUCAAAUAUACCUAGCUUGUGAAGCACUUAAAAAGACUCGCGAUGCAUUCAGUGAAAUUAUAUGGGUUAGAGGGGCAUUCAAUUUGUUUCUCUACAUCAUUGCUAGUCAUAUACUAGGAGCAUUUUGGUACUUCUUUUCCAUUGAACAAGAGAUGGCGUGCUGGCAAAAUGCGUGCAAAAAUCAAAUUGGAUGUCUUCCUAGUGUCUUUAACAGCUGCAACGACAAUACUCCGAGGAAUUUGACAUUUGUGAAUGAUUUUUGCCCUAUGAAUCCACCUAACUCGACGGUCUUUGACUUUGGAAUAUUUCUCGGAGCCAUUCAAUCUGGUAUUAUUACCUCGUCAGAUUUUCCUAGUAAGUUGCUGCAAUGUUUUUGGUGGGGCCUGCGUAAUCUGAGUUCUUUUGGUUCAAACCUGGAAGCAAGUUCCACUGCAUGGGAAACCUGCUUUGCAGCUCUCAUUUCCAUGCUCGGCUUGCUUAUAUUUUUGUAUCUUAUUGGAAAUCUGCAGUUAUAUAUGCAGUUAUCAACUCAGAGAUCAGAAGAUAGAAGACACAAGAGGAAAGAUGAGAUUCAAAAGAUAGUAAAAGCAAGAGAACCUGACAUAGAUCUCUGGGCGUCCAUCCAUAAGCUUCGUGAGCCCGAAGAAGUAAAGACGGCGAUCAUGGCAUAUAUGCAAGAAUUUCUGGAACAUGAAAAGUAUCUUAAUUUCAAGAAACUGCAAAAGAAGCUGUACCCGUAUUUUCUCCAAGCUGAACAUCAACCAAAGCUAGAAAAUGGCCAUGGCCACCUUUCAACGCAAAAGGAAAACGACGACCAUUGUGCCAUGUGUGACCUACAAAUAAUAUAUUUGAAGUUGAAAGAUAUAAUUUCAGGGGAGACAAAACACCUGUGGAAUAAGACCGAAGAAACUGCAGAACUAUGGAUGUUGAAAAACGGCAUCCCUAAACAUAUCAUUCCCAUGAUCAAGAAAUGUGUACGACACAGAUUACAAAAUAAUAAUGAUGAUGUUGAUAUGGUGAAUCUGUUCUCAAUUCUUCCUAUCGAACUUCAAAGGACUAUCAAGCAACGCCUUUGCCUGAAUAUCCUGAAGAGGGUACCGGAGCUUCAAAAUGUGGAUGAGGAAGUGCAUGGAGAGAUCAUUAAACAUCUGAAGCCCGUGAUCUAUGCCGAGAACAGCUACAUAAUACGAGAAGGAGAGCCGAUUAGUCACAUGCUUUUUGUCACACAAGGCCUUGUGUGGGUCUUUGGCAAUGGUUCAAUCAUGAAGAUCGUAGCGAAAGGCGAUUAUUACGGAGAACAACUUCUGGAGUGGCAGUUGAGCUCAGCCUCCUAUACCGAGGUGCCGAUCUCCACCAAAAAUGUCCAGUCCCACACCAAUGUCGAAGCCUUGACACUCAAGGCAGUGGACCUGAAGCUCAUACUCACGAAGUACUGGUGGAAAUUCCCAAUCGCUAAGCAAUAUAAGGCCGAGCUUCUGAAGCGAUUUGCCGUCAGCGCAAUCGGAGAAGCAUGGUUGCGCUGCCGACGCAGAAGGCAAAAACUUCCGUCGCAUAAGUGGCCAAUCGUCAACCGGAAAAUUAGAGGUGUCACCGCAUGGAUGCCAUCGUGA
Morus notabilis is the source of this 2250-nucleotide messenger RNA. Its product is annotated as cyclic nucleotide-gated ion channel 1. The coding region runs from base 1 to 2250 and encodes 749 amino acids. Lineage: Eukaryota; Viridiplantae; Streptophyta; Magnoliopsida; Rosales; Moraceae. The record is from RefSeq and is a predicted model, not a curated record. The transcript is spliced from 8 exons.